Molecule: messenger RNA, 4314 nt
Organism: Spirometra erinaceieuropaei
Lineage: Eukaryota; Metazoa; Platyhelminthes; Cestoda; Diphyllobothriidea; Diphyllobothriidae
Source: the annotation of a GenBank genome assembly
AUGGCGACGACUGCUGCUGGCCCAUCGCGACCCAGUCGCAUUUUCUAUAUCAACGACAAGUCGAGCGGCCUCCGUUUCCUAGUUGAUACCGGUGCCGAGGUCAGUGUCAUCCCGCCUCUAGGGUGUCACCGCCUCAAGCCUUCGCAAUUCUCAUUGCAGGCUGCAAAUAGCACCACAAUCAGCACCUACGGCCAGCGGUCCCUCACUUUAGAUCUUGGUCUCCGACGACGUUUCCAAUGGGUCUUUAUUGAGGCUGACGUCAAAUCGCCCAUUAUCGGGCCGACUUUUUGUCAUCUUUCGGCUUAACAGUCGAUGUCAGACACCGUCGCCUCACAGACACAACCACCCAACCUUUUUGCCAUAGGUACCAUUUGCUCAGAACGUUCGGUUGGCAUUCACCUCACCAUCCCCAGCACCCCUUUCGCUGACAUUUUGAAAGACUUCCCGUCCAUCACUAAACCAUGUCAUUUUACCGAAACCGUUCAACACGGAGCGAAACACCACAUUGUCACGGCAGGGCAACCAGUGCAUGCUCGUCCGCGUAGACUCCACCCUGAGAAGCUCCGAAUAGCAAAGAACGAAUUUAAACAUAUGAUGAAUCUGGGCAUUAUACGCCCAUCAUCUAGCCCAUGGGCCUCACCACUGCACAUGGUGCCAAAGAAGUCAUCUGACGAUUGGAGACGGUGCGGUGAUUAUCGAGCCCUAACCAGGUUCACAAUUCCUGACCGGUACCCCAUUCCCCACAUUCAUGACUUUUCCCACAUGUUAGCCGGUAAAACUAUUUUUUCCCAGCUUGACCUCGUCAGGGCGUACCACCAAAUCCCGGUCGCUGAGGAAGAUAUCCCAAAGACCGCUAUCAUGACACCCUUUGGGCUGUUCGAAUUUAUUCGCAUGCCUUUUGGUUUGCGCAAAGCUGCCCAGUCGUAUUCGCCCAGGGAAGUUCGUCACCUGGACUAUAUAUCGCAGUUUACCGCAGAUAUCCGCUACGUCCGAGGCAGCGACAAUGUCGUUGCUGAUGCAUUAUCCCGUCCGGACAUCAACACACUCACAUCCGAUUUCGACCUGACGAAGCUUGCAGACCUCCAAACCGCCGACGAGUCCAUCGCGGACUUACGUACGUCUACUACUCUGCAGCUUCGAGAUGCAUCACUUCCUGCGUCACCAGAUACGAUUUUGUGCGAUUGGUCCACAGGCCGAUAUCAAAGUUCUUCAAUUGCCAUGAAGGACAUAUUAUUCAUGCCCCUAAAAACUCCCAAACUGCAAACUUCAAUUUUUAUAUUGUACAUAUCGUUAUUUUUUUAAAAAUCUUGUUAUUAUUUUCGCUUAGAACUGAGGUUUUUUUAAACCUAACACAAACUCUCAAUUCGCGCUCUUUUGACUAAACAGACACCCGAAACAAAUGAAGUCAAAAAGCAGUUGAAAUUGACGAGUUUGUUUUAGGUUUUUUUCCUGAGUUCAAAGGGGACUGACAGUGCCCAGGGGGCGCUACAAUAAACCUAUUAUAUUUAUGAUGAUACGGAAGGCCUUUAACAAAUAAACGAAAUGAUCAGUAUCUUUAAUGAAAACAAAUAUACUUAGAUAGAACUGGACAUCAAGUCUUGAAAAAGGAAAUCAUAUGCUCAAUGCUAUGAGCAACUAUAAUGAAUGUAGUAAAACGCUUUACAAAAUGCUCUCGUUAUAGUAUUUGAACGAAUAAAGAGUCCCAGUAACGUGCCCAAGCUACGUGAAGAUUAAAUUCAAUUUCCAGAAGGCAACGGUAUACAGAAGGACCCCAUUUAACAGUCAGUAGACUGUUGAUCGUGCCAUACGUGAUUUAUGAUGAAGCGAGUUUUAUGGGUGGGCAGCAAGCUAGACAGUAAGCUGACAAAAUGAAAGAAAGCACACAAAUCGCCUGGAUUUAUGCCGAAAGUCUUAUCCUACGCUAUCGUACGAAAACGGAAAUGAGAGUAGUAAUUAAACAAUAACCAAAAAGUAAAUUUCACAAAAUAACGGAUCUCGAGUUAAGGUGUGGGGUUGUGGGAAGUAAUCGCUGUUGGCAGUGUAAUUUCUGCAACAGCCGGCAAAUGUAUGCCAAGAUAAAACCCCAUAUGACACGAUCCACGGUGUACUGACAAGUAAGUGGGAUCCUUCUCUAUACCGUUGCUUUCCAGAACUCUGGCAGCGAUUUCCAACAGUAAUUGUCUUGUGUGCUGAGGAGGACUUUUUUACGUGCACAACUAUCGAGCAGUUUUAGCACGACUUUUAGAAAUAAUCUGAUGACGGCCGCACAUCUGAAGACUGAAAUUCCAACUUCCCCGAUAUAUAUUUUAGCACGUUCAGAUAAAUCUCUUGGAAUGUAACUGGUUCUUCUCGUGGAAAUAAAACUUUUUUUCUUCGCCUGGAUAUCACCUUUUCCAUUACCAGUAUCUCUCGACUGGAAAAACUAUCAACGCGCUGGAGUGGUCCAAUCAGCGUCGCCGUCUGUGCUUCCGACAGGCAGGCUUUUCGCCUGCCUUUUCUGUUGAGUUGGUCGAACAUCCUUUCUAAACGGAAGAACAUCCUAUAUCACAUUGUCUACACCUAUAAUGUACGUCUGUGUAGAUCUUUAAUCGCUGUAUUUGGGGGCACAAUUUGAUUCCAUCUGCGGAUUGGAAACCCAAAUUAUAAAAAUUGUGAUUCGUUUAAGAGGAAUCAGUCUUCGAAACUUACUGAAUACGGUAAUCGCUCUACCGCUGACUCACUUGCGACCCCUGCAACUAAAAGUACUUAUGACUUUCGCUGAACUUUAAGGAAAUCAGCACACUAUUCAUGACUUUGAAACAACACAUGGAUGCUUCUAAUAUUUUCGGGUUGCAUGCCGCAAAACACAAUCAGGCGGUGUUUUUGUGUUUAUUCUUAGUCGUCCAUUCCACACCCAGUGUAACGUUUAUCCAGCACAGUGCGACUUUUAAAUGAGAAUCAUUUUUUCUCGGCAAUUUGAAAAGCUGGCAUAGCCCCGUUCAAACAACCAUUUAAAACAACGGAUGUCACAGCAGUGAGCACUCAAAGUUACGUUUUAAUGUGACGUACUUCGUUCAUUUUCAUAGUGUCGUGUCUCCCUGGGCAGCCUUUUCGGGGAUAAAUAGUUUAUGUAUUUACUUGCACUUUCCAAGGACCGAAACGCGUAAACUCGGGUGAGUAUUUCGUCAACUAUAUUUGAACGAUACGGGCAGAGACGCUGCAGUAGCAGUAUGCGAAUCAGUUGAAAGUGCUAGCUUAACCUACAGAAGUGACAGUACUGACAGUUUUACCAGCACAAGAAGAGGCUUUCUGAGAGACCGCAAGUACUGCGUUCGACUGUCUUAGGAGCAAAACGCCAAAGGUCGGAGAAGAUGAACGACAGUAUUUUGUCACAUUCAAUUAGGAGUACAGGAAAAAUGAAUUGUACAAAAAAUACGAAGAAAAAACGAAGCGCACAAUGCUGUUCCGAUGCCUGUUGCAGGCCAUCCUCUCCACAUACGCCCAGGUGCGCUAGUUGAGGGGAUUUAAGUCUGGUGAGCAUGGCGACCAUAUAUCCUUGGGUCAGAAAUAAGGCAUGUGGUCAACCAGAAACGUCUGUAUCUUCCGUGACAGGAGUGGGGGCGCGCCAUCUUGUAGUUGAAAUCUAUCCAAGGUUUGAAAUGCUUCUGAAAAACAUCCAGGUACGAGUCUGUGUUCAUUUUGGCGUCGGUCUUGAUGCACACAGGGGGCAUGACUUUGCCGUCUGCGGCAGCCGGACCAAAGACCACCACAGACGAAUGAUGUUUGGUCUGAAACAUGUACUGAGCAUUCUCACGUAGCUCGAUGAUCUUCAGGGGGCUUAUGUAGCUAUUUGUCCGACUGUUGGACACCCAGUCGGCCGUGAAGAAUUUUUCGUCGAAGUAGAACAUCGUGUAUAGUUCUUUAUUGAGGAAGCUUAAGAUCCUCUUACUUCUUUCCAGUCUCUUCUCUUUCACAGCCCUAAUAGUGGGGUGCUUCUUGGUCCUGGCCUUAGAAGUAGCCUUCAGAUUCUUUUCAGCAUAUUCCUGACCGCCUGUUCCGACACCUCGAGCUUCAAAGCUAUCUUUCUCAUGCUCCGGACUAGGUUACGACGAAUACGAUCCCCGACAGCCCUUAUAAGACAAGGGCUUCGAACGUUUUUUUGUUUUUUUUACUACCAUGUUUCCUGUAGAUGCGACCGAACUCCUUAUAUCGGUCGAUAGUGGUGUAAAAUCUAGAGCUGGCCAUUUACAACUUGGAAGCGAUGCCCUUGGGCGAGAGGCCAUUGAGAAUGAGCUUAAUCAUUGCCUCGUUAUUUGUUCAUGGCAAAAUAUUUGA